Uranotaenia lowii is the source of this 451-nucleotide messenger RNA. RefSeq lists its product as uncharacterized. The transcript is spliced from 3 exons. NCBI's taxonomy places the organism in Eukaryota, Metazoa, Arthropoda, Insecta, Diptera, Culicidae. The record is from RefSeq and is a predicted model, not a curated record. The coding region runs from base 25 to 399 and encodes 124 amino acids.
GCAAGCGUGUGGUGUUCAUCAUUCAUGCGCGGAAAAAAAGAAAAAAUAAACAGCGAAACGCGGAAGAUUAUCAGCAUGAACUGGCGACGGAUCUCUGGCAAUACCAGAUUGGUAAGAACACCGUCGAAGAACCCUUUGGACUGCCACACCAUCCUUUCCAACAGCAGCGGCAGUACCAGUUGUAAAACACCAUGUUCCGGCGGAAUUUGCCAGCUAGCACCAUUUGGGGGAUCAAGCUGGGCUCACAAGCAACAAAGACGAGAAAUUGUUUUGUCGAAAGAAUUGAAGAAGAAAAAUUCCCGACGGAUACCGAAAAAAAUGAGAAGUUGCCCAGAAGAAACACUCCAAAAACGGAUUUUAACGAGCACACCAGCUGGCGGGACUGUUGGCGAUUUGUGAAAGUGCGUGCCCAUUUGAAUGGAGUGAAUUCCAUCGGCAUCAUCAGCAUCAG